AGGACGCAGCAUUAACCUUUCAUAUGUGUGUGGUGGCAAAAAAUCGUGGGUUCAAACCUUGGUUGUGCUGUUAUAGAGCUACGAAAAACGUUAUCGAAAAAGUUGACAAAAAAAUUGGUUAGGAUCAUUAUCAUACUCAGACUAGAGGAUUUCGGUGAAUUUACGAAGAGUGCGUGAUCACCACCGUAUAUACUUAAUAUAUAUUUUUACUUUCGACAUGCUACGUCCUGACCAGAACAACCGAGUUUCAUGUAGUCCAUGGUUACACUAUAGGUAUACCUUUUUGUGCAACAGCAGCCCAUUUUCAGGUCAUAAACGUGCAUCGCUCAAACAUAAGCGCUCUGGAUUAAGUAAGAAACUACGGAACCCUAAAAACACCUAUAUGUGUGGUGAUCGCAAAUUAGACUCUGGCAUACAGAACUUGUCAGUCAGUAAGAAGUAAGAACCAGGAAAAUUAUACUCAUCCCUUUGUUUUGGGUGUAAGUAUAGUAUAUUUCAACUCUGAAACUAGACGAAUUCUAAAAAAGCUUUAGAACAUUUUAGUCUUUAAAAUGAUCUGGAAUAUACUUUCAAAAUCUCUCGAGUUCCUCACAGGUACGUCAAGCAUAUUAUUAGCUGUGCAAUCUGCCACAGUUUUACGAAUUUUUAUAAUGCUACGGCCACAUUAUAGGGCGAAGAUUCGUGGCGCGUUGUCGCGACAAAAACUUCGCGGUACAACGAACACGAACUACAUGGCCACAUAUUGUCGCGAUAAAAGCUUCGGGCGAACUAGAUCGGUCAAUGUGGAUCUGGCGGCAAGAUGGAGGAAGCGUGAACUCUUGAAGUGUAGCCACUUGCACGAACUUUGUCGCGAUAAAAUUCCUUUGAUGUGUGGCAAGAAACCGAUGGGACCCCUAACACAGUUCGAGUUCGCCCAAAUGAUUCGCGCCACAGCGAACUACGUGGCUAUACUUGUCGCGACAAGUCGAACAUUCGCCGAAUCCCGAUAAUGUGGCCGCAGCAUAAGUGGCAGCGGACCGCCCCCGCCGCCCCCCCUUAGCUACGCCACUGAGUAUAAGUACUAGCGUAAUACAAAGACAGUAUAGGUUCAAAUGAGACAGUCCUGGGCCCAACUAUACAUAUAUUAUAUGUUCCAUCUUCUAGUUCGUGAGCUGUAAAUAAAAUGGUAAAGGGCUACGCUACAGACCGCGCGCUCCAUUGUUUUGAUUAUAUUCUCUUUGCUUCUUCUAAUCAAACUGUCACAAUGACAUUGUAGGUGAAUGAUAUUUAUUUUAUUCCCUUUGUAAAAUAACUGUUACAGUUCGUAAAACCAAAUAUUUCUACCAAAAUGAGCAUGAACACGACGGACCGCUACCCCGCCACGGCAUCGCAGUUCAUGCUGCGAGAGAUCAAACGCCAGCAAGAGCUGGUGAAUCGAGGCUACCAGCUACUGAAGCGGAAGGCCGAAGCUCUGAGGCUUAAAGGUCGACAGACGGCGUCAGACUUAUCGAUCACCCAAGCGGUUCUAGGCCAUACUCUUAAAGAGGCUUACAUAUCGUUGGCAGCGGUGAAGUUCACUAAUGGAGAGUCUAAUGCAUUGGUGCUUGAGAAUAUUGAGGAGGCACAAAUCCGUGUCAAACGCAUACCAGAAAACAUCUCCGGUGUCUCAACCGUGACCCUCCACGCUAUCGAAGAGCUGGGGGCCAGCGACGCGCUCCGCUACGCAGGCCUGGGGGCCGGCGGGCACCGCACCGGGGAGGCCAAAAGAGCCUUUCGCGAGGCCGUCCAUAUUCUGAUCAAGUUCGCGUCGCUGCGCAAUACGUGUAUAUUGUUGGACAAUGCGAUUAGAUCGACGUUAAGAAAAGUGAACGGCAUAGAGAAGGUCAUUAUGCCAAAGCUAUCGAACACAAUGAAAUACAUUCAAGUGGAACUAGCGGAGCGGGAAAGAGAGGAGAUGCACAGGCUAAAGAUGGUGAAAGCCAAGAAGAUUCGAGCCAAAGCUCUGGCGACAAUGCGUCUCGAAGACUCGCAAAAUGGGGACAAUGCUGCAGGCGGAGAAGGUGGUGAAAUUGAUGUCCGUUCUGCAGCCCGUAUCCGCUCCAUCGAGUGCCUCACGAGCAUCAUCUGCGCCUGCAAGUCGCUGCCAUCCACAGAUUCCAUCGAAGACUUCUCUAAACCAGUCUGCCAGCCCGCGGGAUGGGACGAUGAGGAUCUCCUCUUUUAACAGUUUUCACUUUGAACAUACAAGAAUAUCACUCAAAGCAUUGAAGCAUACAAAUGUACGUGUUUCGAAAAGUUUCAAGAUGUUAUCGGAAAUUUUCAUUUUGGAAACGGGAAAUUUUUAUUCGCAUACAAUUUCGGAAUUCUUCAAUGAGAAAAUUUCGCAAUUUUGGAAACAUUCCGAUCCAUCAGUAAUCUAUGAUCAGUAAUUAAGCAUGAAGCAUUGAAAGCGAAGGACUACUUACUCAUCACGACAUUGAUUAUUCUUUAUGUUCUUAGCGUCCAAGAUGUAGCCGCUUUUUCAGACUUAAGGGGUAAUUAAAUUUUCGGACACUUCUGCUAUCUUACUGCUAAGAGGGACUAGGAAACAACAUAUGUCUUUGUCUUUUCUCAGCUUAGUGUCCGGAGCGGAAUCUUGAGGCGCAAUUGCGUCGCCCUACGUAACUGACAGAACAGACAAGCUUGAAUGUUGUUUAAUUUUCAACUAAUUAAUAUUCUUUGUAAUUUAUUUAUUAAUAAAUUAGGUAGUCACAUUAUAAUCCAGUUUAAUUAAUUAUAUUUUGUGGAGAAAAACAAAUAUAAUUUGUAUUUAUU
Molecule: messenger RNA, 2793 nt
Organism: Cydia pomonella (codling moth)
Lineage: Eukaryota; Metazoa; Arthropoda; Insecta; Lepidoptera; Tortricidae
Product: V-type proton ATPase subunit D-like
Exons: 6
Coding region: 1328-2203 (291 amino acids)
Cellular component (GO): vacuolar membrane; proton-transporting V-type ATPase complex
Molecular function (GO): proton-transporting ATPase activity, rotational mechanism
Source: RefSeq, a predicted model, not a curated record